CCCAAUCCUUGCUGACAGUAAUAUUGAGAAGCUUCAUAAAGAAGUUUUAUGUCCUAAAUUAACUUUGAUCGCUUAAGUGAUUCUAAGACGCAGUAAAUACGGAACCAGUUCGGUAUAUAAAUAACGCUAGAGUUGUUUAGUCCAAAACCCUGACAAUAUGUUAUUCAGCCCCAACUCUUUGACCGAAUGUUUACAGGAAUGGGAAGAUAUCGAAAAGGAUUUUCAACAAGUUCAGGAGACGCAUCGCCUCUACAAACAAAAGCUGGAAGAGGUUUCCAAAUUACAGAAUAGCUGUUCUACUUCUAUUUCACGACAGAAGAAAAGGCUAAAAGAGCUCUCAGCUUCUCUUCAAGGAUGUAAACAGAAAGGUAGCCCAGAGGACAUAAGCACUAUAGAUCGAAUUCAAGAAUCAGUGAAAGAAAGACCAAAUGUAUUUUUCGAGAUGGAGGCCUUCCUUCCAAAGAAAAAUGGGUUAUACCUCAGUCUUGUGCUUGGAAAUGUCAAUGUUACCCUUCUUGACAAACAAGCUAAAUUUGCCUAUAAAGGUGAAUAUGAAAAAUUCAAGCUUUACCUGACUGUUAUACUUCUACUUUUCUCCUUUACAUGCCGGUUUGUGGUCAGCUACAGAGUGCUUGAUGCACUUUUCAACUUUCUGUUGGUGUGGUAUUACUGCACAUUGACGAUAAGAGAGAGCAUACUCAUUAAUAACGGCUCUAAGAUUAAGGGCUGGUGGGUAUUUCAACAUUAUGUUUCAACUUUCCUCUCUGGAGUAAUGCUGACUUGGCCUGAAGGAGACCGCUACCAAAUGUUUAGGAACCAGUUCCUGUCUUACUCUAUGUAUAUAAAUUUUGUCCAGUUUCUUCAGUACUAUUACCAGAGUGGUUCUCUUUACCGACUUCGUGCUUUGGGAGAGAGACACAACAUGGACCUCACAGUUGAGGGAUUUCAGUCCUGGAUGUGGAGGGGACUAACUUUUCUGUUGCCUUUUCUUUUCUUUGGCCAUUUUUGGCAGCUCUACAAUGGUAUCACACUUUUCCAAAUGGCUCACCUUCCAGACUGGAAGGAGUGGCAGGUCCUCAUGUGUGGGUCCACCUUUCUUGUCCUGUUUAUGGGAAACUUCUUCACAACACUGGGUGUAGUUUACCAAAAAUACACAAAUCAGGACAAAGCAAAAGAUUUAUGAAUGGAAGCACUAAAAGUCUUUGUCCACAGAAAAAUCCUUUUUAGAUACAUAUGUUUUCAUGCCCUUGUUUGUAUUGUAUAUUAUUGUUUGAUUUUUAAACUUUAGUUUCACUCUGUACUGCAAAUAUGUGAUUUUACAAUUUUUUUAAAUGACAAAGUUAAUGCUUAGUGUUUAUACCGUCAUUAGUAAAAGAAGUAAGGUAAUGUUUUAUACUGUAACUCCUCAGGGUUCAGGCCUGAUUCUGAGGAUGUGCUGCUUUCUGUGUGGAGUUUUCUUCUUGUCAGUUUGGAUUUUUUUCCACAGACCUCCGGAGUCCUCCAGUUUCUUUCCCAUCUGGUCAAUGGAUUGGCUACACAAAAUUGCCCUAAGUGUGACUGUAUGUGUGUGUGUGUAUGUACAUGUCCUGUCACGAUCCAAGGUAUAUUCCUGUUUUAAUAUUCCAAGGGUAGGUUGGGUAGUGAGCCACUGUGAAGCAGACCAUGACAAAUGACCACAGUGUAAAAAUAUGAGUACUAUAAAUAAAAACCUUAAACAAAGAUUACUAAA
This is a messenger RNA of Clarias gariepinus (North African catfish), 1729 nucleotides long. It is a transcript of the gene tmem120aa, whose product is annotated as transmembrane protein 120Aa. The record is from RefSeq and is a predicted model, not a curated record. Gene Ontology annotation, cellular component: membrane. The transcript has 12 exons. Gene Ontology annotation, biological process: fat cell differentiation. The coding region runs from base 158 to 1183 and encodes 341 amino acids. Lineage: Eukaryota; Metazoa; Chordata; Actinopteri; Siluriformes; Clariidae.